Electrophorus electricus (electric eel) is the source of this 692-nucleotide messenger RNA. RefSeq names its product gametocyte specific factor 1 (gene gtsf1). Lineage: Eukaryota; Metazoa; Chordata; Actinopteri; Gymnotiformes; Gymnotidae. The record is from RefSeq and is a predicted model, not a curated record.
CGUGGAGGCCGUUGUUGACUCAGAAGGCCAGUCACACGAUAGUCCAGGAAAAAUGUCUACCAUAAAAUUUGGAACAAGCCUCGGUGCUUCCAAAGUCAAGUCAACAGUUGAUCUUCAACGAGGCUGGGAGGAAGAUGCAGGAAAAUCAGAUGAUCCCAGUGAUCCCAACAAAUUGCUACAGUGCCCUUACGACAAAAACCAUCAGAUUCGGGCCUGUCGUUUCCCAUUUCAUCUUCUCAAAUGCCGGAAGAAUCAUCCCAAACUAGCAAGUGAACUUAAGACCUGCCCCUUCAAUGCCAAGCACCUAAUGCCCAGGUACGAGCUGUCCCAUCACAUUGAAAACUGCGAGGACAGACAGCGAUGUGUUGGUGUUGAGGAGGAACACACCGAGAUACUUCAGAAGUUUCAAGUUCCAGUCAGUACCUGGAGACAACCUGUAAUUGAGGAGGACUGGGAUCAAGAGGCUGAUGAGCAAGCUGAAACAUUUGUGUGGGGAGUGUCGGCCAAUCAGCUUGCCCAGAAUAAGCAUGUGAUUUCCACUACCAACCAUUUCACACCUGGGCUUCGUGCACCUCAGACGCUCCCUUGGAAACAGUUCUGAAAUCAAGAAAGGGGAGAAAAUGACUCCUGUCCACCAGUAGACUGCAUCUUUUUCAACAUGACUGAAGCAUUUUUAUUCUUAGUUUCAAAUU